UGAGAAGGUUUAACCACUCAUGCCUCAAACACAGGGUUCUAGUUCGUCCAAAGUAUGUGCUAAUGCUUGGUGACUUCCGUUGCUGACAACAUCACAAUGAUUACGCUGCUACCAGACAGUAGAUUACACAAGUGAAGACGUGCAGUGUCCUUACAGACAGAAAGAGACGAAGUCUAUGCAUGGGAGUCUUCUAUCAGAGAUUAGAGAGAUGUCUCAGGAUCUUUACGAAAAUUUCAACUACACUGAAGAGCCAAGCAGAGGAGAGCGAGUGGAAGUGGUGGUGGAUAUCUAUGAAAGUGCGGAUACUGUAAGAAAUCACAAUGCCAACACAGAAAGGGAUGAUGGCAGCACAAAAAGGAAACAACAAACUCACCACACAGGAGACACUGCAGGGAGUAGACGCUACAGAUUGACUGCAGUGUGUCUGGGGCUGCUGUGUGUUCUCCUGCUGACUGCCAUCAUAGUGCUGUGGAUCAAGUUCAACAACCUGACUAUACAGAGAGACCAGUUACAGACCAGUAACACCAACCUGACUAAAGCGAGUGAGCACUUCCAGAAAGAAAGAGAUAAACUUCAGGAGAGGCUUUGUGAACUGAGGAAAAACACUGAGCAGGCACAGGGGUGUUUCAGAGGCAGUGUCUACUACAUCUCUACUGAGAAGAAGAGCUGGAAUGAGAGCAGAAAGGACUGCAACAGUAAAGGAGCAGACCUGGUGAUCAUAAACAGCAGAGAAGAACAGGAGUUCAUCAGUUCAGUAUUGGGCAACACUGAAGCUUGGAUUGGUCUGACGGACAUCGACACAGAGGGGGUCUGGAAAUGGGUAGACAGCUCAUUACUGACCACUAAGUUCUGGUUCGAGGGGGAACCAAAUGAUUUUAAUAAAAAUGAGGACUGUGCUGUAACUGGCUAUAGAGAUGCUGGAUCUGAACGUGUAUCAACCUGGGCUGAUUUUCCCUGUAGUCACAUUAUAGUUGGACUCUGUGAGAAAAGUUUAAUAUAAUUUUAAUUUUAUCUACAUAACAGAGAACAGU
Messenger RNA from Colossoma macropomum (tambaqui), 1031 nucleotides. RefSeq names its product CD209 antigen-like protein E. The transcript has 6 exons. Lineage: Eukaryota; Metazoa; Chordata; Actinopteri; Characiformes; Serrasalmidae. The record is from RefSeq and is a predicted model, not a curated record. The coding region runs from base 176 to 1000 and encodes 274 amino acids.